Molecule: messenger RNA, 1542 nt
Organism: Melampsora larici-populina 98AG31
Lineage: Eukaryota; Fungi; Basidiomycota; Pucciniomycetes; Pucciniales; Melampsoraceae
Exons: 3
Coding region: 1-1542 (513 amino acids)
Source: RefSeq, a predicted model, not a curated record
AUGCUUGAUAGACUGCCAACAGAACUUCAAGAAAUCAUCAUUUACCAUCUAAUAGAUUUAACUUAUCGAGGAACUCGACUUGAUCCAUUGAAAAGAAGGAGUGAUACAGAUGUUGAAGCUCUUACAUUGAUCAAGUUAUCUCAAGUGAAUUCAAAGCUACAUCAGAUCUGUAGGCCUAUCCUCUGGAAGAAUAUCACAUAUAUUCGAAAAAAACCAUCACAACCUGGUCAUAAAUUAAAAGAAUAUUGUGAUCAACUUUCAUCUCAUCCACAUUUCAAUACCGAAGCUCAAAACGUUCGUUAUUUAAAAAUCAAAACAUUCUUUGUUGUAGAAGAAGUUUUAUUAGGACUCUCUUAUGAUCUUGCACCAAGUCUCAAACAUCUCUUUUACAAAUCUCAACAUCUUAACAUUCAACAUAUAAGCUUAUGUAUUGGGGUCUUUUUGACUGGUUCUAUGGAAGAAGAACUUUUGGAUUCAAAGGAUCAAUUCUUUAAACAUUUUCGAUAUUUCUAUAGGAGUAUCAUUAAUUCUUUGAAGAAUUUCUCUCAUUUGACUUCUUUGGAAGUCUCUGGAACUUGCUUUUGUUUUUUAUCUGAGAAUGAAAUCGGUCAAUGCGUUCUUCAUCUUCCUAAUCUCACUCGAUUCCGAGCACAUGGCUAUUUCAUGCAUGGUUCGAACGAGGAUCAAAUCCAAGGCUUAAGGCUUGGUCAGUGCCUGGCCUCGCUUACUCUAUUAGAACAACUCUCCCUAGAAAAUAUGUCAGAUCCGGAUUCUAGUUGGUGUGAAUUGGAUUGGAAGGGUCCUCUGGAAACUUUACAUUUAAAACAUUGUUCGAGUUUUGAUGAUCAUACACUGUGUAAAUUGAUCUUCAAGCUACCUACUCUGAAGAAAGUUCGAAUCGUCAAUUCAUCCUCACUUCCUGCCGAAAAAAAGAACGAUGGAAACCCAAUGAUUUUACAACACUUGGAAAGCUUCACAUCCUUUGGAAGUCUGGAUCCUGAACUCAUCAAUGUCUUGUCAAGUGCUCCCAAUCUUCAAAAGAUUCACUUACACACUGGUCUUGCGCGUUUCAAAGUUCCUCAGAAAAUCAAGACUUCUAUACAAGCACAUCACACCGUUUGGCCCAGAUUGAAAUCAAUGGUCUUAUCAUAUAUCCAUCCAAGGAAUCCAGAUAGAAUCUUUCUUGAGAAUUGGGCACGUAAAUGGAAUAUCAGGAUCAAGUUUCACCGGAAUGUCAUGUCAUAUAGCACAGCCUGGGCAAUGGGCGGUUUAGUUGAUGAUCAAGAAUUAUACCAUCAGCUUGAUAAUGCAACUGAGAUUAAGCAAAGCUUACUGAUUCUUAAAGAAAAUUCCGAACUCGAGGAGGUCCAGAUUCUUUCCAACUCUAUCCAACCAGAAGGUGCUCCUUCCGAUCUCGAUGAUGUGUCUCCAGAAUUUGAUCAGACAGAACAAGAAUCAUGGGAUGGUGGAUCAGAUAGUGAAUUAAGCUCAGUAGGGGGUUGGACUGAAUCACAAGUAGAUGGAUUUUUUCCUGUACUUUAA